AUGAAGGAAGAUGGCCAGCAGCGAUCGGGAGAGGAAGACCCGUUGGCAGGGAAAAACACGACAAAAACGAAGGAAGCGAAGGAGAACAAGACCGAGACCAGGAAACAAAACGAGGAAGAAGAAGAAGAAGAGGAGGAGGAGGAAGAAGAGGAAGAGAGAGAGCGAGGAAGGCCGACCGUCGCGCAGUUCAGGAAGAAGAUCUCAAACAAGCCAUCGCAUCGUCAGGCAGCUGGAAAGCGACGAAAAGACCAAAAAGUGGAAAAAAGGAGGAGGCGGACGGGCAAGGGAACCCCAGCCAAUCAGCAUGCAGAAUUGAAAUGA
Molecule: messenger RNA, 321 nt
Organism: Trichophyton verrucosum HKI 0517
Lineage: Eukaryota; Fungi; Ascomycota; Eurotiomycetes; Onygenales; Arthrodermataceae
Exons: 2
Coding region: 1-321 (106 amino acids)
Source: RefSeq, a predicted model, not a curated record